This is a messenger RNA of Maylandia zebra (zebra mbuna), 1322 nucleotides long. It is a transcript of the gene txndc15, whose product is annotated as thioredoxin domain containing 15. Gene Ontology annotation, cellular component: cilium. Lineage: Eukaryota; Metazoa; Chordata; Actinopteri; Cichliformes; Cichlidae. Gene Ontology annotation, biological process: cilium assembly. The record is from RefSeq and is a predicted model, not a curated record.
GGCGCUCGUUCCUAUUAGUCCAGCAACAUACCUUCACGUCUCAAAAUGUCGUGACAGCGUUUCAUAAUCGUGUUUUGCUCUUUACAUUUCAAAAACAUGAUGAGGAUUUUAAAUCAUAUUCAAUUACGGUUUGUCUUAUUUUUUUUGCUGCAUCAUGCGGAUGUUUUCAGGUUUUCGUCUGGUCAAGAAUAUGAUGACUCACUGGAGCUCAUUUUGUCAGAGGACACUUUGUCUGACUUGGAGAACAGCCCAAAGUUUGUAGAGUCCGGAGAUCUGGACUCUCUGCCGAAGAGGCAGUUCAAGACAGCUGAGAUCGCAGAUGCUGUGAUGGGCACUGAAACUCCCAUCGAUCCAUCUGACAUCGAGUCUCUCUUCCCCAAAAAUGUGAAAGACUUUCAGUCAGGCUUCUCCCCGCCCUGUGAUGACAGCAGUGCCCAGUGUAGUUCACCGGCUCCAGCUGAGAAUGGCGGCUCACAGGAGGAGGAUGCUGAAUCAUCACAGCAGCUCACGCUUGACAUUGUGCGUGCGGAGGUCAUAACGGUUGAGGAGCACAACACCACGGAGACCGCCAAGACGUACAAAGUCAACUGUGAUAGACGGAACAUCACAGGAAUGGAGAACUUCACUGUGCAGGUCCUCAAUGCCUCACAGGAUCUAAUGGAGUUCCUCAAUGCUAACAGCACAGAGUGCUCUGUGGUGCUGUUCUUCACCGCCUGGUGCCAGUUCUCAGCCAACCUGGCACCUCACUUCAACGCCCUUCCCCGGGUUUUUCCCAGCAUGCAUUUCUUGGCACUGGAUGCCUCACAGCACAGCAGCCUCUCCACGAGGUUUGGGACUGUGGCAGUGCCCAACAUCCUGCUGUUCCAAGGGGCAAAACCGAUGGCUCGUUUCAACCACACUGACAGAACGCUGGAUACGCUCACAUCUUUUCUUGUUAACCAGACAGGUUUUGAAGCCGGCCCUGAUAGAAAUGUGACAGACGUAGACCGCCUCGGUCCCCUCCCUAGCGUUCCCGUGAGGAGCAUCGACUGGCUGCUGGUCUUCUCCAUCCUCUUCAUCACAAGCUUCACUCUGUACGCCAUCCUGCGGACCGACAGCAUACGCUGGCUCAUACCCGGACAAGAGCACGAGCAUCAAGACUGAAACCUCACAGACUGUUCGUCAAGAAUGAUGUAAAGAAUUGUUCGCUAAACAGUUUAGUUUAUUAAAAUGGCUAAUGUGCUCAUGUUUUAAGUGUUUGAGUGAAAUAAAAACAUUUGAGCUCUUGCAGUUUAGAAUAAAGAUUUGCAUUAAAAGUAACAUUUUGAGGCUGUGUGCGAGAA